AUGGCAUGCCCUUCCACAAGAAACAUUGAGGACUGGCUGAAGGACCUGUCGCAAUUGCGUCAGAGGUGCCAAAUAUGGGUUCAGCGGGAGUUGGAGAAUAAAUGCAGCAACCCAGUCGAAUGGAAAGAGGGCGAUGUCACUGGAUUCAACCCAGGCAUUCUGUCAAGCCAGGAAGACCUGGCCUCCCUCCGUACCUGGAAAAUUACAAAUCCCCCCGAUCGCAAAUCUAUUGAAGCAGAAGUGGGCGUGGACAUCAACCAGUGCAAGUGGAAUCCCAAGAACGUCCGCUUGUCGGAUGCAGGUGUCAUCUAUGCCCUUUUGACCUUGCCUGCGGGUUAUCGCAUCCAACACCUAGCCUAUGACUUAGACGACCGAGGGGAUAACAAUCAGCGGACGCUUGUCGCGUGGAAAGGUGUAUAUGUCUUCACGGGGGGAUACAAUGAUGCUGGAUGGUUGCUGGCCGACAGUUACCCCGCAGGUGGACAGCCAUUUUUUCAAGCUGGUCUGGUGGUCGCAUCGUCUCACGUGAAGACUUUUGAUGUCCUCAAUUUCCAGUUGAUCGAGGCAGAGCGUAUCUGCAUACCAGAAGAUGGGUCUUCUCUUUGGCUUCAACGUCUUAUUGGUCCCGGCGCCGACGCCACCAACAUGAAUGAAGCAAUUCAACGGGGCCAAUGGCUUUCCACAGCCUGGAAGAACAAGUUGUCCCCAGAUGCCGAAUUCAAAACCAAUGAUUUUAUCAACUUCAUUGGAAUUAAGUGGGGGGAUAUGCCGAUUCACACAAACAAAACCUGCCGCAAGCGCAAAAAGCCAGACAGCGGUAAUGAAAUUCAAGAUUCGCUCCAAAUCUCUUUGCACCCAUCACCGGCUAGGGCGGAAACGGUAGUUGGGAUAAGCCAUGACCGACCAGUUUGCGAUUCCGACAACUCGCUUACUUUCAAGACACUUUGGACUGAGCUAACGGCCGUUGAAUCGCCUCCCAAAUAUUGGGAGCUAUUCACGGCAGUCGGUACAAUGGAAACUAUGUAUCAGAGGUGGCGUCACAACCAUAUGGCUGUUAAAAUGGUCCAACAUAAUAUUUCACCAUCUGAAGCCACUGUUAUCCGAGACCUUAUGCAAACAUUGAGCCCAAGACUUAGUUUUUUGAUUCUAGGAAUCAAGGUGGACGAAGAUCGCAUUGCUCUUGAAAAUGCCUUGAGCUACAAUUCAGUUAUUGUCUUGUUUCAGCAGCAGGUGAAUGUCCUUGAGGGAGGCUUCGUCAAAUGGGCCUACAUGAACUUUUACUCCUACUUUCGGACACUCGCUCUCCGCGGCCUCGAGAUUACACAGCCGUUCAUGAAGUUGGAACAGCAAGAGGAAAGUGAUAGUGGUCCUCAACAGUACACCGAGAUCCAAGGGAUGGAAUUUUAG
Molecule: messenger RNA, 1407 nt
Organism: Penicillium roqueforti
Lineage: Eukaryota; Fungi; Ascomycota; Eurotiomycetes; Eurotiales; Aspergillaceae
Exons: 3
Coding region: 1-1407 (468 amino acids)
Source: RefSeq, a predicted model, not a curated record